This is a messenger RNA of Phyllostomus discolor (pale spear-nosed bat), 5092 nucleotides long. It is a transcript of the gene TMEM132C, whose product is annotated as transmembrane protein 132C. Lineage: Eukaryota; Metazoa; Chordata; Mammalia; Chiroptera; Phyllostomidae. The record is from RefSeq and is a predicted model, not a curated record. Bases 216 to 3530 code for a protein of 1104 amino acids. The transcript has 9 exons.
GAAAAGUUGUCCCGGCCAGAACGCUCGCUGCCGCGGGAUCCGGAGCCGCCGCGGCCCGCACCCGGCAGGGCGGGGCGCCGCCACCCGAGCCGCGCCGCGCCGAGCCGGCCGACUCGCUGCCGGGGUCGCCCCGGGACAUGGAACAGCCGGCGGGAUCGGCUGGCGGGCGCUGCGCCCCAGGCGGGCGGCGGGCGGCCUGAGCUGCGGGACGCAGGAUGCGCUUCGACGGCGCGGCCCCCGGGCCGGCGGCGCCGCUGUGCGGGGCCCUGAGCCUGGUGCUCGGAGCGCUGCUGGGCAGAGUGACCGAGGGCCGCGGGGCCCCCGACGGCGGCCAGCAGUUCUCCUCGCUGCCCCCCUACCUGCCCGUGAGCUACCGCGUCCUAGGGGCCGAGACCGCCUUCUUCCUGCAGGAGGCCCGCCGGGACCCCUCGCGCAACUGCAGCCUGCGUGCCAGGGCGGAGUCCUUCUUCACCUACCGCGCCCGGGGGCCGCCGCGGCUGAGCGCCAGCUAUGGGCCCUUCUCCGUGGAGAAGGCCGUGCCGCUGGACUGGACGUCGGCCUCCAACUCACUGGGCCCCGCCGAUCAGCUGGGUUUCGGCUGGACGCUGAAGGCCCACGUGCUGCAGGACAGGAUCUACCCGGCCCGGCCCACCGUGCAGGUCCUGUUCCACGUCGUGGGCCGCGACUGGGCCGAGGGCAGCCCCGCGGAGCAGCUGCCCUGCCUGAGGGUGUUCGCCUUCCGGGAGACGCGGGCCGUGCGGGGCGGCUGCCGGCCAAGCGGCGAGCUGGGGCUGUGCGUGGCCGAGCUGCGGCUGCCGGCCGGCUGGUUCGGCGCCCCCGCGGUGGUGGCCGGCCGGAGGAAGCCGGGGCCGGCGGCCGAGGGCAGCACGGUGGAGCUGUACUACGCCGUGCACGCGGGCGAGGAGCCCGGGGACUGCGCCAGCGGGGACGCCGGGAAGGGCAAUGCCAUCCGCCCCGGGAAGGGCGGCCUGGGGGACAGCCUGUCCCACCUGCAGAGGGUCGGCGCCGUGGGCCUCUGCCAGGCCCCGGACAGCAGCGACCACCAGCUCAGUGAGCUGCGUCUGGAUGGCAACGUGGCCGUCUGGCUGCCCUCCCGUCAGGUCAGACCAGGGGACGUGGUCACGGCCUACGUCACCGUCGCCGGCAACGCCACCGUGGACCUCUUCAUCUUGAGGGCCAAGGUGAGGAAGGGCGUGAGCAUCCUGAGCGCCCGGACCAGCGAGCCUCAGCAGUGGGACGUGCGGCAGGAGGUGGGAGACGCCGGGAAGCACGCCACGGCCACCGUGGUGUGCCGGCGCCUGGGGCCCAGCACACGCGACAGAGGCAACGCCUCGCCCCGCGAGGUCGUGCAGGUGGACUUCCAGGUAGCCAGCGCCAGCGGCCUGUCGGGGACACAGCCCGUCAGCUGGCAGGUGGAGUACCCGCUCCAGGGGGCCACGGCCGUCGCCGCGUCCGAGAUCUUCGUCAGCCAGAGGGACCUGGUGGGCAUCGUGCCCUUGGCCAUGGACACCGAGCUCCUGAACACGGCCAUCCUCACGGGGAAGACGGUCACCUUGCCCGUCAAGGUGGUGUCCGUGGAGGAGAACGGCGCGGUGGCCGACAUCUCGGAGUCCGUGGAGUGCAGGUCCGCAGACGAGGACAUCGUCAAAGUGUCCGACCGCUGCGACUGCGUCUUCGUCAACGGCAAGGAGGUGAAGGGCAAGGUGGACGCGGUGGUGACCUUCACCUACCAGCACCUGCGCGCGCCCCUGCACGUCACGGUGUGGGCGCCCCGGCUGCCCCUGCAGAUCGAGGUCUCGGACACGGAGCUGAGCCAGGUCAAGGGCUGGCGGGUCCCCCUGGUGGCCAGCAGGAGGCCGGCUCCGGACAGCGAGGACGAGGAGGAGGAGGAGCGGCGGGGCCGGGGCUGUGCCCUGCAGUACCAGCGCGCCACCGUGAGGGUCCUCACCCAGUUCGUGUCCGAGGGCGCCGGCCCGUGGGGACAGCCGAGCCACCUGCUGGGCCCUGACUGGCAGGUGGACGUCACACACCUGGUGGCCGACUUCAUGAAGGUGGAGGAGCCCCAUGUGGCCGCCCUGCAGGACGGCGGCCGGGUCCUGGUGGGGCGGGAGGUCGGCAUGACCACCAUCCAGGUGCUGUCCCCGCUGUCCGACUCCAUCCUGGCGGAGAAGACGGUCACCGUGCUGGACGACAGAGUGUCGCUGGCAGACUUGGCCCUGCAGCUCGUGGCGGGGCUGUCUGUCACCCUGCACCCCGGCGCGGACAGCCGCGGGGCCGUCACCGCGGUGGCCACGGCCGAGGAGCGGCUGCGGGCCCCCAAACAGGAGGCCGUGGUCAGCACUUGGCUCCAGUUCAGCGACGGCGCUGCGACGCCCCUGGACAUCUACGACCCCGAGGACUUCACCCUGACGGCCACCUCCCUGGACGAGGCCGUGGUGUCGGUCCCCCAGGCCCGCUCUCCCUGGCGGCCCGUUGUGGUGGCCGAGGGGGAGGGCCAGGGGCCGCUGCUCCGCGUGGACCUGGCCAUCGGGGAGAGCUGCCAGAAAUCCAAGCGCAAGAGCGUCCUGGCGGCAGGUGUCGCCAACGUCAGGGUCAAGUUUGGCCAGAACGACGUGGACCCCAGCCCCGGAGGGGGAGGGGACGGCAGCGAGGCCGAGGUCGAGAACCAUGCCAGUGACCGGCGCCCCGAGGGCCAGGACCCCGAGCGCGCGGGCCAGGGCGGGCUCCUCCCGGGCAGCCCGUCCCUGGGGCGUGAGGAGGGGGCCCGCAGGGGCGGCCCCACGGCCAGGUCGCUGCUGGACAACCCGGUGGCCGAGAACAGCCGGCUGGACGGGGGCUGGCCGCCCAGGGAGGCCCCGCUGCCGAACAUCCCCAUCGACGUCAGCGACUUCCCGGCGCCCGCGGACCUCCCGCGGGCCGGGGCGGGGCCGGGCGCCCGCGGCCUGAGCGACCUGCAGAUCGGCAUGUACGCGCUGCUGGGCGUCUUCUGCCUGGCCAUCCUGGUCUUCCUCGCCAACUGCGCCGCCUUCGCCCUCAGGUACCGGCACAAGCAGGCGCCCCUGGAGGGCCCGGCCUCCGUGACCCACUCGCACGACUGGGUGUGGCUGGGCAACGAGGCCGAGCUGCUGGAGGCCGUGGGCCAGGGGCCGCCGCCGCCGGACGAGCACACGACCGUGCUGGACCGCGGGCCGGGGGCCUGCGCGGACGGCAGCCGCCUCCUGCUCAACGGCGGCUCCUCCCCGAGCCAGGGGCCCCGGCCCCCGGCCGAGUCGGGGGGCCGGCGGGGCCGGGACCAGAAGCAGGAGCCGCUGCGCUCCCCCGCCUGCAGGAGGAAGAAGGUGAAGUUCGCCUCCUUCCCUGCCGCGCCCCCCGACGAUGGCUGCCCCAACGCAAACUGCGUCCUCGGCGGCCACGACGAGGACAUCAAGUGGGUGUGCCGGGACCUGGGCCUGGGCGCGCCCGGGGAACCCAGGAACUGCCUCCUGGAGAAGCUCAAGGACAAAGUGUAGGCCCCUCAGCCCGAGGGCCCCGUGCCAGCCCCCCCCACAUCACUCCCAGGGUGGACCUGGGCCCCUGGCAUGGAGGUCGAGGGUCAGGGGGUGGUGAGUGGGGGCCCGCGGGGCCCCUUAUAGACCCUCUGGGGGGUUGGAAGCCACGGAGGGACCUUUUUUGUAAUCAGAGGUUUUUUAGCAGAGGAUGAGGGCAGAGCCGCGUGCGUCGGCAGAGGGACGCCGGGGACACGGGUGACCGAGACACGGGGCCGUGUCAGGCCCCCCGCGGGAGCCUGUGUCACGAGUCACAGUGCGACACGGUCAAGCCACCAAAGGCGACUGGUGGGAAAACGCCAAGAGACCAAUAAAAAGGGACAGACAUCACGUUGGUUUGUAUUUCUAACGAAGGAGCGUAAUUGAGAACCAGGGCCCACAAAAAGACAGCCCCAUCCCAGCUCAACGCCCCCUCCCCGGGGACAGUCCACACGGGGCUGGGGGGUCAGGGGUCCAGGGGUCCGUCCCCUCUGGGGACAGCCCCCGCGUUCCCAGACCUCACUCGCUCGCCUUCCCUUUUUCUGUGUUUCCGUUUCCCUUUUUUCUUUGGGUGUCCUGGACGUCCUCUUGAUUUCGAUUUAAUGUUGAUUUUCUGAGGAUCAGAUGGUGUGUUUUCCAUAGAUUAAACAUCAAUCACAUUCCUAUACAUUAGACGGACUCUCAGAAACGGUCGCUUUUAAUUCAUCCUUUAAGUAUGUUGGACCCCUCCCUCCACCACGGCCUCGUCGCUGGUUGCUGGGCAUUUCCACGUAAACGGAGUUCCCGGAGCGUCCAGGGGCCUGGCUGGACCCACAGGCACCGGCAGUCACGGGUGGCACGGGGCACAGCCGCCCUGGGGACACUGUCAGAGGCUGCUCACAGGGCGCACAGCCAGCAACAUAAGCCCAGUGGGGCCCUGACCCCCGGCCACUACAUGGCCCCUGCCAUGGGGGCCCUCCUCAUUCGGGGAUGUGGGGUCAGAGCCCCAAGGGGGCCCACCCCCAAGGGUGCUCGAUGUCCCCUCGCACGGUGGCUCUGUCGGGAUCGGGGCACCCACUGACACCAAGCGUGAACACAGAUGAAAACGGAGCGUUUUUAAGCUGCGUUCCCAGCUCUGCUGGGCGGGGGGCACCCGCACAGGCUGAAAAGGCAGAGGUCCGUGUGGGGUGCCAGCCAGUGGCGACGCGUGACCGCCAACCUGUGUGCAGCGCCCAGAGAACGCCUUCACCCGGAGGAGCGGCGCGUCCCGGGCCGAGGGGCCGCACCGGGGGCGAGGCAGCCCCUCCAGGACCCCGGCUCCGUGCGUCGUGGCCGCCGCCAGCACACCUGGUGGUCGGCAGGUGGUGCUCAUGGUCCCCAGGAUGUGUCUUGGUUUUAUUUUUGUAACCACUAGAAUCGAUGGCUAAGACAGAGUCCUCCAAGCCUCACCACGUUGGCUGGGCCGUUCAAGGAGAUAUUUCUAGCACAUACUGUAGACGAGGGAGGGAAAGGAGCUAUUUAUUUAUACCUGUGAUGUCAGUUGUCAUUAAAACGCGUUCCUGGCUUGA